Messenger RNA from Pseudonaja textilis, 2449 nucleotides. RefSeq names its product F-box protein 42 (gene FBXO42). The record is from RefSeq and is a predicted model, not a curated record. Gene Ontology annotation, molecular function: protein binding; ubiquitin-like ligase-substrate adaptor activity. NCBI's taxonomy places the organism in Eukaryota, Metazoa, Chordata, Lepidosauria, Squamata, Elapidae. Gene Ontology annotation, cellular component: SCF ubiquitin ligase complex.
UCCCGGUUGGGACAGCUGCAAGAUGGCGUCGGCGUCUGCCACGGCGGCCGGGAAGGUCCAAGCUCUGCGCGAAGUCGGCCGCCGCGGGGCCUGCGGGCGCCCGCUCAAGAGGCAGGAAGAGCUGUGAAGCCGGCGGGGCGACCUGAGCAGGAGACUGGAAUGCCAUGGCUAACUCAGAGAGCGACGACGACAGCUUCAUGGCUGUGGAUUCCGAGGACACCGUGGCGGAAGGGACCAUGGACCAGGAGGAGGGAGUGUGUGCUGCUGCUCGGCCAGAGGAGGAAGAAGAAGAGGAGGAAGGGGCUCGGCCUCACCGAUCCAUGCAGGAGUUGCCGGAAGAGGUGCUGGAGUAUAUCUUGUCCUUCCUCUCCCCGUAUCAGGAGCACAAAACGGCCGCCCUGGUUUGCAAGCAGUGGUAUCGACUCAUCAAAGGUGUCGCCCACCAGUGUUACCACGGCUUCAUCAGGUCCGUCCAGGAAGGGAACAUUCAGUGGGAGAGCCGCACCUACCCCUAUCCCGGGACUCCCAUCACUCAGCGCUUCUCGCACAGUGCUUGUUACUACGAUGCCAACCAGUCCAUGUACGUCUUUGGGGGCUGCACCCAGAGCAGUUGCAACGCAGCUUUUAACGACCUCUGGAGACUUGACCUGAACAGCAAGGAAUGGAUCCGGCCCUUGGCCUCAGGUUCCUACCCGUCACCGAAAGCCGGAGCGACCCUUGUUGUGUAUAAGGACCUGCUGGUGCUGUUCGGAGGCUGGACGCGGCCGAGCCCUUACCCCCUGCACCAGCCGGAGAGGUUCUUUGACGAAAUACACACCUACUCACCUUCCAAAAAUUGGUGGAACUGCGUGGUGACCACCCAUGGCCCUCCUCCCAUGGCCGGCCACUCCUCCUGUGUGAUCCAAGACCGGAUGAUUGUCUUCGGAGGCUCUCUGGGGUCACGGCAGAUGAGCAGCGACGUCUGGGUCCUUGAUCUGGAGCACUGGACCUGGUCCAAGCCGAACAUCUCCGGGCCUGGGCCUCACCCACGAGGAGGCCAAUCCCAGAUUGUCAUAGACGACGAAACCAUCCUGGUCCUUGGGGGCUGCGGAGGUCCAAAUGCGCUUUUCAAGGACGCCUGGCUGCUGCAUAUGAGAUCCGACCGUCUGUGGGCCUGGCAGCCCCUGAAGGUGGAGAACGAGGACCACGGAGCCCCUGAGCUGUGGUGCCACCCGGCCUGCAAGGUGGGGCAGUGCGUGGUCGUCUUCAGCCAAGCCCCCAGCGGGAGGGCUCCGCUUAGCCCUAGCUUGAACUCUCGUCCUUCUCCCAUCAGCGCCACGCCGCCCGCCCUGCUUCCCGAGACACGAGAAUGCCGCUCUCAGUCUCCCCUUCGGACUGCAGACGAGGCUCCCUGCGUGAACGGCCGGUGGGGCACCCUGAGACCUCGGGGGCAGAGGCAGACGCCCUGCGGGUCCCGGGAAGGGAGCCUGUCACCGGCCAGAGAUGAUAGCUCACCAGUGCUGAACGGCAGCGAGGCCUUGUCUCCUGGCCUCGUCGCCCCCGCCGCCGGGGCCUCUCCCGAAAGCCCUCUCCAGCUGCUGUCGCCCGGGGAAGGCUACGAACCGAAGGCGAGCCUUUCUCUGGCGCCCAGGCGGGGCUCUCUCCCCGACCAAAAGGACCUCCGACUGGCCGCCGUGGACUUAAACUGGGAGGGCAAACCCCCUUCUCUGGUUUGCCAGCUGGAGGUGGCAGACAGCAGGACGGUUGGCACGCUAGGCCUCAGGAACCCCCCGGAUCAGACCAACGGCCUUCACACCCCGCCUCAUGUCUCCAGCUCCCUGAUGGGAGCGGUCUCUCCUAACGCGCUGCGGCGGAGCCUAGAGGCGGUCCAAGCGCUCUCCUCCAAGGCCCUGCCCACUUUGGCGGUCCGAAGCCCGCCCAGGGUGUCCUCGCCGGGGUCCCCGGGCGGCCAGAGCAGCGCCAACCUUGCCGAAGCAGCCGUUCCCGCUCCAGUUCGAUCUGGCUCUGCCCAAGGAGACGGGCACGCCUUACCACCCAUUGCUCGCCGCCUGGGCCACCAUCCGCCUCAGUCGUUGAACGUAGGCAAGCCUCUCUACCAGAGCGUGAACUGCAAGCCCAUGCAGAUGUACGUGCUGGACAUCAAGGAGGUCAAAGGGCGCGGGUGGGUCCAGUGGAAGGUGUUCCACGGCAGCUCCGUGGUGGGGCCCCCCGAGACCAGCCUGCACACGGUGGUCCAGGGGCGGGGGGAAGUCAUCAUCUUCGGCGGCUUGAUGGACAAGAAGCAGAACGUCAAGUACUAUCCCAAAACCAACGCCUUGUACUUUGUGCGGGCAAAGAGAUAAUGCGGCCUCGGAGGCUCCCCCUCAACCAGUUAGUCCUGCACCCGGGCGCGCUGUCAAGCAGGCUGUGAAUGUGGCUUUCCACCCACUAAUAAAAGAGAUCUAAGCAA